AUGGCUCUCGCGCGGACCCUGCCGCUCCCGCAGCUCGCCUCGGCCGCGCCCUGCCGCCGCCCCAGCCGCUGCCGCCUCCUCCGCGCAAUGGCGCAGCCGCAGGCGCGAGGGGCCGCCGCCGCGACGACGACGCCGGCGGCCGUCGCGGCGGUCGGCGUCGGGAAGGAGCUGCCCGAGGGGUACGAGCAGAUGACGCCCGUCGUGGACGAGGCCCAGCGGCGCCGCGCCGGGGUGCUGCUGCACCCGACCUCGCUCCGCGGCCCGCAUGGCAUCGGCGACCUGGGUGACGAGACGCUCGCGUUCCUCUCCUGGCUCCGCGACGCCGGCUGCACGCUCUGGCAGGUUCUCCCACUUGUUCCUCCGGGAAGGAAAUCCGGGGAGGAUGGUUCUCCUUAUUCUGGACAGGAUGCCAACUCUGGUAAUACCCUAUUGAUUUCUCUUGAAGAGCUUGUAAAAGAUGGGCUGUUGAUGGAGGAUGAACUUCCUGAUCCCUUGGAUUUGGAAUAUGUGGAAUUUGACACAGUUGCUAAUCUGAAAGAACCUCUUAUUGCCAAGGCAGCAGAGAGGCUCCUACUGUGCCCUGGAGAACUAAGAGUGCAGUAUGAGGAAUUCAAGAAAAAUCCAGAUAUUUCAGGCUGGCUUGAAGAUGCUGCACUUUUCGCCGCUAUCGACAAUAGUAUCGAUGCAGUGUCAUGGUAUGAGUGGCCUGAACCUCUGAAAAAUCGCCAUCCUGGAGCACUGAAAGAUAUAUAUGAAAAGCAGAAGGACUUUAUUGAGAUAUUCAUGGCACAGCAGUUCUUAUUUCAAAAGCAAUGGCAACGGGUUCGUUCACAUGCACAGAAGCUGGGCAUCAGCAUAAUGGGUGACAUGCCGAUAUAUGUUGGCUACCAUAGUGCUGAUGUUUGGGCAAACAGAAAAUCAUUUUUGCUGGACAAAAAAGGUUUCCCCACAUUUGUUAGUGGUGUUCCACCUGAUGCAUUCAGUGAGACUGGUCAGCUAUGGAACAGUCCAUUGUAUGACUGGAAAUCUAUGGAGGCAGAUGGCUUUGCAUGGUGGGUAAAGAGGAUUAAACGUGCCCUUGAUUUGUACGAUGAGUUCCGUAUAGACCAUUUCCGGGGGCUUGCUGGUUUUUGGGCAGUUCCUUCUGGAGCAAAAGUAGCGAUGGUUGGAAGCUGGAGGGCUGGACCAAGGAAUGCCUUUUUUGAUGCGCUCUGCAAAGCUGUUGGUAGAACAAACAUUAUAGCAGAAGACCUGGGGGUGAUAACUGAAGAUGUUGUUGAGCUAAGGAAGUCUAUUGGGGCUCCUGGAAUGGCAGUUCUUCAGUUUGCUUUUGGCGGUGGCCCUGGUAACCCCCACUUGCCUCAUAACCAUGAAUUGAAUCAAGUUGUAUACACUGGGACACAUGAUAAUGAUACAGUCGUUGGCUGGUGGCGAACUUUACCGGAGGAAGAAAAGCUCACCGUGCUCAAGUAUCUACCUGAGGUCGGCAAGUCGGAUGUUUCGUGGGCACUAAUUUCUACUGCCCUGUCUUCUGUUGCGAGGACUUGUAUGGUACCCAUGCAGGACAUACUUGGCCUUGACAGUUCUGCUAGGAUGAACACUCCAGCUACACAGAAAGGAAACUGGAGAUGGAGGAUACCGAGCUGUGUGAGCUUUGACAGCCUUAGCUCUGAAGCAGCACAGCUGAAGGAGUUGCUUGCCAUGUACAACCGGAUGUAAAGCUCAUCUCCAGUACUACUCUUCUGUUCUCUGUGGCCUGAGGCUUCGAGCGCAGCCAAACCUGAAUGAUUUGGUUGCUACUGUUCCAUGAGAUCUUGGCACCUGUCCCCAAAUAAUAGGGUUGCCUUGAUGGGUUGCAAAUUAGCAUGCUUGAACUAGAAACCUCUUGCAUGUUCACAAUUUGCUAUAGUCAUGCUAUAUUUGUUAAAAAAAAAUGGUAGUCCGAAAUGUUCUGGUUUCGUGUAUGUAUAUAUAUACUCUGGGUUUUCAUAUCCAUAACUUAUGAGUCUUUGAAACUCUUAACAAAUAACAACCGGGAUAUGUGUUAUCAAUUUCUGUUUUCACCUGUUUUC
Molecule: messenger RNA, 2072 nt
Organism: Lolium rigidum
Lineage: Eukaryota; Viridiplantae; Streptophyta; Magnoliopsida; Poales; Poaceae
Product: 4-alpha-glucanotransferase DPE1, chloroplastic/amyloplastic
Exons: 16
Coding region: 1-1719 (572 amino acids)
Biological process (GO): carbohydrate metabolic process
Molecular function (GO): 4-alpha-glucanotransferase activity
Source: RefSeq, a predicted model, not a curated record